AUGAAGCAGUCGAGCGCCAUGGCUGAGGAGUUGAAACGGCUCAAAGAGCAGCUGGAGGAGAAGGAGCGCGCCAUGAGAGAGUUGCAACAGUCCAUGGGCAGCAGCGAAGAGAAGAAGAUGGAGGCGCUCGCGAAGCGCACCGCCGAGUGGUCAGAGGCCAAGGCACAAGUCUCGGAGCUGAACCUCCAAGUGACCAAGCUCCAGCAGGAGCUGGCUGGUCGUCAGCAAGAGCUGCAAGAGGCCUUGGCUGCCCUGGAGGCCGAAAAGCAAAAAGUUGUACCGGUUCCCGAGCUGUUCCAGGCUCCGGCAGCGCCGGUGGAGUCGGAGGAGUCGGAGGCCCUGCGGCGGCAGCUGGUGCGCCCGGGAUCACCGGAGGGGCUGGAGCGUGGUUGA
Durusdinium trenchii is the source of this 393-nucleotide messenger RNA. The record is from the annotation of a GenBank genome assembly. Lineage: Eukaryota; Dinophyceae; Suessiales; Symbiodiniaceae.